Ostreococcus tauri is the source of this 2175-nucleotide messenger RNA. Its product is annotated as U4/U6 small nuclear ribonucleoprotein Prp3. The transcript has 3 exons. Bases 1 to 2175 code for a protein of 724 amino acids. The record is from RefSeq and is a predicted model, not a curated record. Gene Ontology annotation, cellular component: U4/U6 x U5 tri-snRNP complex. Lineage: Eukaryota; Viridiplantae; Chlorophyta; Mamiellophyceae; Mamiellales; Bathycoccaceae. Gene Ontology annotation, biological process: mRNA splicing, via spliceosome.
AUGCCGACGCGGUCGACGCGGUCGACGCGAGGGACGAAUGGAGGGAUGACGACGAUCGAGGGCGACGGGACGACGACCUCGGACGGGGCGGGAACGGCGGACGCGACGGGACCACGGGCGCGAUCGCGACGGGCGGCGGACGCGAACGAUGCCACGGUCGAUGCGGUGGGGACGAGCGGGGUCGGACGAAGGACGGGGGGGGUGAAGGAGGUGGACGCGGCGGGGGACGCGCGCGGGACGAAACGCGGCGCGCCGAGCGAGGACGCGGAGGGCGCGAACGCGUCGGUGCCGCGGACGAAACGUCGGCGAUGGGAGGAUGGAUCGGGUGAGAACGCGGAGACGCCGAGCGAGCGGGCGGUGGAGGAGAAACCGAGGGUGAAGCCAAAGUUGGACAAGGCGGCGCUACUGAAACAGAAGGAGGCGCUGUUGAAGCAAAAGGAGCUCGCGGCCAAGCUCAAGGCGAAGAAGGAGGCGGAUGAAGCGAAGAAGGCGAGCGCGGCGAGUGGACGGCCGCGCGCGGCGCCGAUGGCGCUGCGGUUGGACGCGCAAGGGCGCGAGGUUGACGAACGCGGGAACUUGGUCGUUCACAAGGUCAUCGAGUCGUCGGCGCUGAGCGCAAACUUAAAGCAACAGCGCGCGGCGGCGUUCGCGCAGGCGCAAGCGCAGGCGCAGGCGGAGAUGGUCGCGCAGAUCGGGAGCGAGUACGAUGAUCCCAGGAUGCGCGCUUUCUCGGGGAGAUCACGCAAGGCUCGGAGCACUUUGCAGGUACGUUUUGUCCCGCGCGUCGAGGACUCGAUUUUUUUGCUUCAACGCAUCUUUCAAAGCUCCGAGGUUAAUCUCACGAAAUGCCCCUUGGAGACUACAAGAAUGCUACAGAGAAAGGCCUGCGCACUAAUACUCGCGGGAGUUUAUUCACUCACGUGGGUUACGCUUCGUCGGUACAUUCGAUUUCACACUCGUUUAUUUUUUUGCGCGAGAAAAAGCAAGCUACACUCUGUCGUGAGACCUCUUCAUGUCACAUUGCAAUUUUUAGGCUUGCGACAUCAAACAUUUGUCGAGGAUGGCAAGUUCCAAAAGGAGGCCGACAUGCAUCGUCUGCGUCUACAGUUUGGUGAUGAGAAGGCAAAACGAAUCACCGAUCGGUCGGAGCGCGAGAAAAGACACGCCGCGCACAUGGAAACCCUACAGAAGGAGGCGGAGAUGGAUCCCAACUUGGUUCCUGUCGGCGAGCGCCCAUCCGUCGCAAAAGGGGCGAGCGCAGCGCGGCCAAUCGCCCCCGCCGCCGAAGUUCCCGACGUAGAGUGGUGGGAUAAGGAACUUCUGCAGAACGGCACGUAUGACGACGUCAUGAACGGGAACUGGAACGUGAACAUGGACAAGUUUGACGUGUACGUACAGCAUCCGGUUCCGAUAAAGCCUCCGUUGGAUGGGCCGGCACCGGCGCCACAACCUCUAAUGUUGACUAAGGCUGAGCAGAAAAAGCUUCGUACGCAGCGACGCGUCGCGAGGGAGAAGGAAAAGCAAGAGAUGAUCAGGCAAGGCUUGAUUGAGCCUCCGAAACCAAAGGUGAAAAUAUCCAACUUGAUGCGCGUUCUCAAGGACGAGGCAGUUCUCGACCCGACCGCCAUGGAGCGAGAGGUCAGAGAGCAGAUGGCCGAGAGGGAGCAGGCACAUAUGGACAGAAAUAUGGCGCGCAUGCUCACUCCGGCAGAACGCCGCGAGAAGAAAAUGCGCAAGCUGCUAGGAAAUGACGCCUCUGGAGAGGUUCACAUGCGCGUGUACCGCAUCGAGGACAUGUCGAACACGAAGAACAAGUUCAAGGUGGACAUCAACGCGCAAGAAAAUCACUUGACAGGCGUCGGUAUAAUCACCGAAACUUUCACUAUCGUCAUCGUCGAGGGAACCGCGAAAUCGAUUCGUCGAUACGACAAGCUCAUGACACGCCGCAUCGAUUGGAACGCUUCGCUGAACGACGAUAUGGAGGUUGACGACGAUAAGAAGAACAAGUGCACGUGCGUGUGGAAAGGAGUUUCGACCGUGCACCAUUUGAAGCGCUUCACCUUCGAGCAGCUUCGUUCGGAGGCGGCAGCGAGACGCUACUUGUCUGAAGUUAAGCUCGACCAUCUAUUCGAUGCGGCAUAUGCGUGCGUCGCCGUCGCCGAAGAAGAUGAAUAG